AGCCCAACCAAAAUGAGGCGGCACCGACUGAUUGGAAAUAUACCACGAGCAAACCAGCAAUCCCCAGUACCCAGGAUUGCUCAAGAACACAUGGUCUGCUCUGAGCUGCACCUCAGCUGUAUCGGCCAUCGAGCCUUGUCCGCCUUGCAUUGGAACUUGGCGUAGUAGGCGUCCAGCUCAGAUACAAAGCUCCCCGUACAACGGAGAUUAUCUUGCUAUAUCCACUCAAAGGAUUCAGUAUCUAUGAUCCUUCAAUCACGAUGGCUUCAAAGCAAGGACUUGUUCAGGAUGGUGUCUACCCACUCGGCCACAUCUGGUCCUUUGCGCCACUGUUACCACAGCGCAAUUUGUCUUUCGAGAACCCCUUGUGGACUUUUCCGAUACCAGCAAUGCAUUUCGGUUACAGUCGCACAGCGCUAAGAAGCGAGUUGCAUUCUCAGGCACCUCCGAGUGUGGACCACACUUUGUCUCUAACGUCCUCAGUGUCGUCGCUUUUUUCUUCAUCAGCACGCAGGGGUUCGGAAGCAAGAGCAACAACGGCCAACGAGCGGGCCGAAUGGGGCAGCAGAAAACCCAAAGGGUCAACGGCGAAAUUGAGCGGUCCAGUUGAUACAGUACGGCCAAGUCUCAGAUCAGCCGGAUCAGAGGGGUUACCAACCAAUGCCGUCCUUGCCGGAUCACGGGUGAAUGCUAAUUCGCCUUCGAUCUAACCGUCUGUUCCUCUGCUCUGCGUAUCGCCGCCGACGAAUCCCCAUAAGCAUGGUGUUCGGUACGACUUCCAUUAACGGUCGCAGGCGGUACCUGCCGCGGGUACGCCUGCCUCCUCCAAAGACUUGUUAGCUGGUUCGAGACGAAGAACGGCACGUCCAGUGCUGCUGUUUCAGCCGUUCUAC
Molecule: messenger RNA, 893 nt
Organism: Alternaria alternata
Lineage: Eukaryota; Fungi; Ascomycota; Dothideomycetes; Pleosporales; Pleosporaceae
Exons: 2
Coding region: 261-710 (149 amino acids)
Source: RefSeq, a predicted model, not a curated record